Messenger RNA from Solanum stenotomum, 1377 nucleotides. Its product is annotated as sorting nexin 1. The record is from RefSeq and is a predicted model, not a curated record. The transcript is spliced from 11 exons. Lineage: Eukaryota; Viridiplantae; Streptophyta; Magnoliopsida; Solanales; Solanaceae. Gene Ontology annotation, cellular component: endosome. Bases 121 to 1326 code for a protein of 401 amino acids. Gene Ontology annotation, molecular function: phosphatidylinositol binding.
AUAUGUUUCACAUGUGUACUACACGACUCUUCCAUUAAGACCCAAAGUCACGAGUAGACCUUUGCACAAACCGCAACCCAUCGCCACCGUUCUUCGGCAGAAUCUAAUCGCCGAACAGCCAUGAACACCAUGCAACGAAGUGGAUCAGGUUCGUUACAGAGCCCUAGAUCCCCAUCUUCACAAGCACCGUUUUUAUCAGUAUCAGUUACGGAUCCAGCUAAAAUGGGUAAUGGAGUUCAAGCUUAUAUCUCCUACAAAGUCAUCACUAAGACAAAUUUGCCAGAGUACCAAGGGAAUGAAAAGAUUGUGAUUCGACGUUAUAGUGAUUUUGUAUGGUUACACGAUCGUCUUUUUGAGAAAUACAAGGGCAUUUUUAUUCCUCCACUUCCAGAGAAGAGCACAGUAGAAAAGUUCAGAUUUAGUGCAGAAUUUAUUGAAAUGAGGCGCCAAGCUCUGGAUGUGUUUGUAAACAGAAUAGCUUCACAUCAUGAACUUCGGCAAAGUGACGAUUUGAGAAUCUUUUUGCAGGCUGAUGAGCAGACAAUGGACAGAGCAAGGUUCCAGGAGACCGGUAUUUUCAAGAAAAAGCCUGCAGAUUUGAUCCAAAUCUUUAAGGAUGUCCAAUCUAAAGUGAGCGAUGUCGUUCUUGGGAAGGAAAAACCAGUUGAAGAAUCAACCCCAGAAUAUGAGAAGAUGAAGAACUACAUCUUUGAGCUUGAGGACCAUUUAGCUGAGGCUCAAAAACAUGCAUAUCGUCUUGUCAGGAGACACAGAGAAUUGGGCGAGUCUCUCUCAGAAUUUGGAAAGGCGGUCAAGCUUCUUGGUACUUGUGAUGAUGAUGCCCUUGGCAAAGCAUUUUCAGAACUUGGGGCGAAGGCUGAGAUAAUAUCAAUUAAGCUGCAGAAAGAGGCCCACCACCUUUUAAUGAACUUCGAAGAACCUUUGAAGGAUUAUGUUCGAGCUGUGCAAUCUAUUAAGGCUACGAUAGCAGAGAGAGCAACCGCAUUCAAGAAACAGUGUGAACUGGCCGAGACAAUUAAGUUUAAGGAAAUUGAUUUAAAUAAAUACAGGCUGACACGAUCAGAGAAGUUGGCUGAGGCUGAGCGCGAGUAUGAAAUGCUUAAGGCUGAAGGGGAAGAAACAUCGAGAAGAUUUGAUACGAUAGUGAGGCUUAUGAACGAAGAGAUUGCCCGAUUUCAAGAACAGAAGACGUCGGAUAUGGGACUUGCUUUCCAUGAAUUUGCCAAGGGACAGGCACGGCUAUCUAAUGGCAUAGCAGAUGCAUGGCGAAGUCUUCUUCCCAAGCUUGAAGCUCACUCUUCAUAAUAAUUUUACAACAAUAUGAAGACGGACUUCAGCACAAUCUGCUCUCGACGU